Ostrea edulis (European flat oyster) is the source of this 2091-nucleotide messenger RNA. RefSeq lists its product as uncharacterized. The coding region runs from base 550 to 1761 and encodes 403 amino acids. The record is from RefSeq and is a predicted model, not a curated record. The transcript has 15 exons. NCBI's taxonomy places the organism in Eukaryota, Metazoa, Mollusca, Bivalvia, Ostreida, Ostreidae.
CAACUUCUCUCUCUCUCUCUCUCUCUCUCUCUAUCUCUCUCUCUCUCUCUCUCUCUCUCUCUCUCUGGAGCCAACUAUGCCCAUCAUACAACUGGGGUUUUUUCUUAUCUAAUAGAUGUAAAACUUAUAUGGUACCAAUUUUGAUGCACUUGUAUGAUUUCUGGAGUCUGUACUAGUCAUGUUCAUGCAAAUAUUGAUUGAUAACGUAAACCAUUUCUUCAAAGAACAUGACUCAUAUAUGGUUGGGAUUUUUGAAACUCACGAUCAUUUACGUCAUGAUGAAUUUUGCAAUAACAGGAUGUAGAGAAAUGGUACAUGUAUGUGUAAGCUGCUGGGAUUAAAAUUAGAGUGUUCCGUCAGGAAUACAAAUCUGACAACAGAAAAAUACAGACCCCAGCUGGAAGUACCGAGGUGGAUAGCGAUUUGAUAUUUCAAAUAUACACCUCAUGAUGCCUUCACGCUUACCAGCGACCUACAUGUAUAUAAUCUUCUGAUAGCUCUCUCCCGAACACAAAAUGAUGGCCACCCUUCUGAUGAGGACAGGCCUAAAUGUCUGAAACACAAUUCCGUGUAAAGGGGAUACCCUCCACAUUUAUUAUAUUUAUGCUGCUGAACUUGGGUGUUCUACCUUCUUCACAACAGCGACAUCACAGAGCAGUGAAGUCGCCAUGUAGAGAAUCUGUCAAGACAAUGACAGAAGUAAAAACAUGCCCCACAGAUAAGCAAGCGUGGGAUGAGCGGGCCAGAUUGAAGAAAUGUUGGGAUGUUCCACACAACUGCUCUGAUACACAGUUAUCCUAUCAUUGUGUAUUGGAUGAAGUUGGACAUAGCUUGGUGGAAGUUUGUGCUUUAUGGACAGAAAUCAUAGGAAGAAAGUGUGCCGAAUUUAACCCGGGUGGUAUGUUUGUACAAGAGCACUAUGAAAAUAGUUGCAGAAGUUGUCCAUUUGUCUACAAUUCCAGUAUGGGCUUUUUGUAUGGCGAAUGCUUUGAUUUUGCUGUAUUUCAAUUUACAACGGAUGGAUCUAGUACUCAACAACAAACGGAAAAGGGGAUCAUUGACAUGACAAAUUCGACUGUAAAAAAUUUCUCACACCCCAAAGAGCCCACUGCAGAUUCUCUAUACUAUGCCGUCCCAUUGGGGGUCACUUUUCCUUUUGCAAGUUUCGGAUUUCUGUAUCUAUAUUACAGAUACUGUAGCAGGCAACGAGAUUUAAAAUGUGCAAAGACUAAGGCUGCGGAACCAUUAGAUUCUCUAAAUGCACAGGAUCAUCCCGUAAACCAGGACGUUGAAGAUACAGCUGAUAUAAACAUUGAUCCUACUUCAUCAAGAACACCUUUGAUGCUUUACACGAAAGGAGUGGACGAAGGAGAUGAUGAGAGGAUACAUGUUUUACCAUCCGGGAUUACUUUAUACAGCGAUACAGCUGAAAUAAAUACGAUUCCAUGUUCAACAGAGGAAACACCAGCUAUUCCACUGAACGAAGAACUCAACGAAUCUCAGGUACAACAAUGCCAGCAUCUUUUGGAAAUCUUAAAUCAAGAAAUUAUGGAUACCACCAUAAAACAAUCUGAGCACCCAGACGUUGCCAGUGACAAGUUGCAAGAGCAAUUGGUCAAUAAAUUUGGACAUUCAUAUAUUGUUCCUGCAACCUCCGAAAGUCUCGAAACUCUCAAAGAAUAUUUACAGCAUAAGCGCAUGCUCAAGAUUUACAUCAAUAGAGAAAAGCAGAUACAAAUUGAAGUUAUGCCGCCUGAGUGAAUUUCUACUACACCUGCAAUAUUAUUGAUAUAUACUGGAAGGGCAUUUUUAUAUAUGAGAAAUUCACUAUUAUAUGGAUACCCACAUCCGCCCCUGCCCAGGGUUGGAACUCACGACCUCCGAAACAAAAUAUCUUAGCAGCGUGUGCCCAUCGCGCAAGACAGCUCGAUCAUCUAGGAAAGUCAAAGAACUUGCUUUCGAUGAUGAUGGAAAUCUCGCCACGCUGUUACAUCAUCAAGAAUGGAAAUAGGAGACAGUAAUUGGAAUAUAUAUAUAUAUAUAUAUAUGUGUGUGUGUGUGUGUGUGUGUGUGUGUGUGUGUGUGUGUGUG